Molecule: messenger RNA, 576 nt
Organism: Ambispora leptoticha
Lineage: Eukaryota; Fungi; Glomeromycota; Glomeromycetes; Archaeosporales; Ambisporaceae
Source: the annotation of a GenBank genome assembly
AUGGAACGUGGUGGAAUAGAUAGAGUAGGCAAUGGCCUAUACAUCACUUCACUCUUGUUCCUUGGGUUAUUGACCGCAGCUGUUUUAUCAGUUUCAGCUAUCGACAUAAUAAAGCAAACUUUAUACAAGUAUCCAAGACAUUGGCGUUAUCUUUCUUUUGUUAUCGGGGGAUAUUUCUUCACGCCUGUGUAUAAUUUCAUUAGUUCAGAAUUAACGAGAGUUUCGCUGAUUGCGCUUGAAGUUGAGCCUCGUCCUGAAAAUAAUGGACAGCCAGGGUGGGGACGUCCAGGAACAUCUGUUGAAGAUAUUCAUUUCAAAACUACUAUAUCUCAAACGCCCAGUAUAAUAGAACAAGUUGCCCUUGAGAGUUCAUCCCUCUUGCGACGUCAACCUUCAAUGUCAAUACAUCGAUAUAUUGAAUUUCUGAUUGAGCAUAACGUGGUUGAUCGUCAAAUCGGAUGUCUGUAUAUUGAGGGCUACGAACGUGCUCGAUUUGGUGAGGACGAAUUCACCGAGCAGCAGUUUACCGAGUUUUAUAAGAUUGUAACGGUUUUAUUGGGGAUGAUUAAAAAGUAG